Molecule: messenger RNA, 3162 nt
Organism: Penicillium samsonianum
Lineage: Eukaryota; Fungi; Ascomycota; Eurotiomycetes; Eurotiales; Aspergillaceae
Exons: 9
Coding region: 1-3162 (1053 amino acids)
Biological process (GO): peptidyl-threonine phosphorylation; actomyosin structure organization
Cellular component (GO): cytoplasm; cytoskeleton
Molecular function (GO): protein serine/threonine kinase activity
Source: RefSeq, a predicted model, not a curated record
AUGGCAGAGCAACUAGCUCAACUAGUGCACGAGGUGGAACGCCUAGUCACCGCGCCUUACGUACCUUCGUUACAGGAUCUCCAUGAUCUGGUGCAGCAGUGCCAAUCAUUUACAAUUGGCGCCUGGGUACUGUGCAAACCCUGCCAAGUUGGCUUGUUGGUUGAUGUUUUGGUCGAAGCCUUAUCGCGAUCACGCGUCGCUUUGCCUCUGAUCACUGUAUUCGCAUCUACAUCGUCCUUUAGAGAUGCGCUGCUUGAGCGACAUCCGGUUAUUUUGGAUGCCUUUUUAGAAAAGGCCGUGGACACCAAUGCGGCUGAGUAUUUCCCGGCAUGUAUUGCAGUAUUCUCAUCACCCCUGCCAGCGGGCGUUGUGCCGCCAGCUAGGAUUGCCCCAUUCAUCACGAAGCUGGUCAGCAUGAUGGCGGAGAAUCCCUGUGUUGAGACUGUAGCACCUCUCCACUCACUCAUCUCAGGACUCAAAGGCUCACCAAGGAUCUUGAAUGACAUUCCGUCCGAGGUCAUGUCCAAUCUCCAGCUGGAGUUCACGAAGACACUGCGCAACUUCGACGAUCAUAUGGGCAACCUUUUGUGUCUAGCAACCUUUGCACAGAUUGCGACGGCAUUAAGUACAACACCUCAAAAUCAACACGGAUCAGAAGCGCCAUGGCUGCUUAACAUUAAUCAUUUCUUUGGCCAGAAACGGGGUCUCAAAACACUGGACUUGGUCGUCUUGCGUGUUAUACUAGCUUGCUCAUCCAGUUGUAAUCUGGCGCCGUCCGAGGCGGCUGAGAGUAUUCAGCUGGCAAUCUGCAUCGCUGAAGCAAUUGAGCCUGAGCAGAAACAGGCUUGGAUAGCAGAUAAUACUCCUAAGAUUGCUAAGCUUUGUGAGAAGGCUGUCAGAGACGGUCUCUAUGGUCAAACACAAACGAUGGUAUUUGUCUUUUUGCACACACUUCUCCCGGCACAUUCGUUGCCAUCCAAUCUACGGGAACUUGGCAUAAAGAUCCUUUUGUCCAAGAACAGCCAAGAGACCAUGGAAAGGAUACCCCAUCAACUGAUUCCACGCCUCGCAAAGUCUUUAGCUGAAUCUGGAGAACCUGCCACUCGUAAACUUUUGACCUUCACUUUCGAUGUCUUAAGGGGUAGUAAAUGGUCGGGGAUGAGAGAGAUGGCAACACUGCACCUGGCACACUUGGUAUUGGCUGGUGUGCAAGAAGUACAUCCCGAGAUCAUGCUUUCUAGUGUCAACAGCUCCAUGGUCCCUCUGAGGGAAGUUCUUGGGGAAAUGGUUGAAUACUUCCCCCGACAGCCAAGCGAAAGCCAAUGCAGUGGUCGAGCAUGGUGUGCAUCGGAGUUAUACACAAAGCAAAACAGGCUGUUCUUAUCUCUAUUGGGACUUUACAACAGGGCUUCGGCGCAAAACGGAAGCGACAUUAUCAUGAAAUCCUUUAUGCGACGAGUGGAACAAUCAAUGCCGAGUCUGGACUGUGCCUUCUCAACGACAACUCCCAAAGCCUUCCGUGGGUCCAUUGCCUUGCCAAACAGACAUGAUCUCUCGUCAACUCCGAUAAACCGCAAUUGGCGCUCUGGGGUUACCGAACUCUUCAUGCAGAAUGCCCAGACCUCUCAUAACAGUAUGAUGAGAAAGAUGGAGGAUACGUGCUUUGACCUCGAGCGUCGCUGUCACGAUGUUGAAGGACCCCUGCGAGCUGCCGAAGAAGAGCGGGACAGAUAUGCGAGCGAAAAUGAGCAACUGAAAAGGCAAAACGAAGAGUUAAACAAACAACUGGAAACCGAAAAUACAGAGAUUGAGACAAAGCUACGGAACUCACACGAAUGUUUUGUUGAACUUAACAACGAGAACACACGCCUUGAGCAACUCCUUCAAGGUCAAUGCACAUAUACCGACGAGCUGGCUAUGUCGCUCGAAUCUGCCCGCGAGGAGCUUCAGCAGCAGCAACGGAGUUCCGAGCAGGCACUUAUUGUUGAAAAAGAAAAGGCCCGAUCUAAGGAAUUGGAGAUGAUGGCCACUUUAACUGGGAAGGAUGAUCAACUGGAAGAGCUUCAAGGGGAGAUGUGCAGUUUGCAAAUGAAGAAUGAGCAGACACGCCAGAGUCUUGAUCAAAUGUCGAGCGAAAAGGCCAAAUUAUCUGAACUCGCUACCUCUCUGGAGCAAAAUCUUGCGAGUGCUACAGAGGCAUUGAAGCAAGCCAGGAUUUCUGCUGAUGAGAAAGAAGAUGAAGUGAACCGCCUCCUGGCCCAGGAGGAAGAGUUGCGAAAGGAACUAGGGUCUGUGGAAACAACAGUUAUGCAACAGAAUAUUGAAGUUGAGAGGCUCUAUACUACAUUGGAAGAAUCCGAGGAAAAAUCGCGGAGUGAGAUUGGAAGGUUGAAACAUGACCGUGAAGCCGAAUCUUCUCGGGCCACAUCUGAGAUAGCGAAGUACGAGACAGAAAAUCAGCGGUUGCAUGCUACUAUGCAAGCUGCCGCUCUUGGUGCUUCCAGAGAUGCCCAAUCGAAAGACAAACGGAUCCAGCACUUGGAGAGAAAAGUGCAAGCCUUACGAGACGAACGUGCUGCCAAGGCGCGCGAGUUCUCCGAGGCACAACAGCACAUCGGUCGUCUAAUGGGCGUGAUGGGCUUCUCUGCUAAAGCCCCUGAGUCAAACGCCCCUCCAGAACACCAGCAAACCAGGUCCUCUAUCAACGCCACUCCAGCUGCAAGGAUCCCCCAGCCCAUAAGCGAUGAUGAAGAUGACAUACAGCUGGCAGAGUCCUUUGAAUCCAUGGCCUCCAACUUCAAUGGACCUACCCCAAAACGACCAAGAGGGAAUCUCAAAUCAACAAACCUGCCUUACGCUUUGAACACUCCCUCCGCUGCAGGUCCUAAGAAGAAAAGCCCGCCGCCGGCCAGCGGCAUGUCUCGCUCAGUGAGAAAGCCACUGGCAGAGGCUGACCGCAACAGCCCGACGAAACCACAGUCAAACAGUGCAUCGAAACGGAAUCAGGUGGAUGACUCUUUCCAGGAGACACAGGCCCAGGGGAAUAUUGAGGACAACCGACUUCACAAUCUGGAUUUGGAUAUGGAUCUUGAGUUUUCUAGAGACUUUCUCUUUUCAAGCACUCCUUUUACUGGGUCAACGGAUCAGAUUGCCCCGCAGUGA